AUGAGCCUCGCAGCUGCAGUCGCCGGUGGAGCGACAUUGGCGGCGUACCUCAACGCCAAAUUUCACAUCUCCAAGGAUGUCCGCGGCAUCUUGAAUGUCCGACGGAGUGAGCGCGAGUAUGCGCGCGCCGUCUCCCAGAAGCAAGGCAACAUCUGGUUUUUCUUCAAGGAAACCGCUACUCGAUAUCCCGAUAUGGCCUGCAUUUGGACGCGGGAGCGAUCAUACACAUAUCGCGAGACCAUCGCAUUCGCUAAUCAAUAUGCGCACUUCUUUUUAUCAAAAGGCGUGAAGAAAGGUGAUCUUGUGGCCUUUUAUUUGCAAAACCGGGCCGAGUUCAUCUUCGCGUGGCUCGGGUUGUGGAGUAUUGGAUGCGCGCCGGCCGCGAUCAACUAUAACUUGUCGGGCGAUGCAUUGCUGCAUUGUUUGAAGAUCAGUGGCGCGAAGCUGGUGCUGGUGGAUGACGACAAUGAGUGCCUUACCCGCAUAGAUGAGUGUAAAUCCACGAUCGAGGGUGACCUCGGCAUGGAACUCGUUACUGUAGAUCUCACGUUUACUACUACGGUGCUAUCACGAUUUCCCACAGAGGUUGCUGAGAAUGGCCGUCUGGCAUUGAACAUGAAUGGCGAGUACCCGGCUAUUCUGCUCUAUACAUCCGGCACUACAGGCAUGCCGAAAGGUUGCGCCUUCACCAUGUCCCGGAUAUAUACCACGGUUCUUCUACGCUCUGGCGGCAUGGUGGCCGACAAACCAGGCCCCGACGGCGAUCGUUGGUAUAGCUGCAUGCCCCUCUACCAUGGCACUUCGGCAAUUGCCAUGAUCAACUGUGUGGUGAGCGGAAGGGGCAUUGGGCUGGGCAAGAAAUUCAGUGUGCGGCAAUUCUGGAGUGACAUCAGGGACUCUGAAUCGACAUUUUUCGUGUAUGUCGGAGAGGCAGCGCGUUAUCUACUCGCUGCACCACCGUCCCCUGAUGAUCGAAACCACCGGGUGCGUUGUAUGUACGGCAACGGUCUGCGUCCGGAUGUGUGGGACAAGUUCCGAGAUCGCUUUGGCGUACCAGAAGUGGGAGAGUUUUUCAACAGCACAGAAGGCAUCUUCGCGUUGUUCAACUACAACACUGGCCCGUUUACGACCGGCAGCGUGGGCCACCACGGACUGAUCAUGCGCUUGCUGCUGAACAACGUAUUCAUUCCGGUUGCCAUUGACCCGAAUACAGGCGAUGUCCUCCGGGAUCCUAAAACGGGUUUCGUCGUGCGAGCCCCUUACGAGACGGGCGGCGAAAUCAUCGUGAACGUUCCAAGCCAAGAGGCUUUCCAGGGCUACUGGAAGAAUGAAGAUGCGACUUCAAAGAAGUUCUUGCGCGAUGUGUUCCGGAAGGGCGAUAUCUACUAUCGAUCUGGUGACGCUUUGCGCCGUCAAUCUGAUGGCAGGUGGUAUUUCCUGGAUCGCUUAGGAGAUACGUUCCGGUGGAAGAGUGAGAAUGUUGCUACCGCUGAAGUUGCAGAAGUUCUCGGUCAAUAUCCCGGCAUUCUUGAGGCUAAUGUCUACGGCGUCACUGUUCCACACCACGAAGGCCGGGCGGGCUGCGCUGCCCUUCAAAUCAACCCGGAGCUAAGGCCAACUUCAACUUUCAAGAACUCGCCAGAUUCGCUCGUUCUCGGCUCCCCAAUGCCGCUGCGAGACGAAGGGGUCGACCCAGAUAAGACUGGGACUAAGGUCACGGAGGGCAAGGCAGAUCAGUUCUACUGGCUGCCUCCAGGGGAUCUGUCAUAUAAGCCGUUUGGACGGGGCGAUUGGGAGGUACUACAGAGUGGAAAGGCUCGGCUAUAG
Aspergillus bombycis is the source of this 1827-nucleotide messenger RNA. RefSeq names its product putative very-long-chain acyl-CoA synthetase family protein (CefD1). The record is from RefSeq and is a predicted model, not a curated record. Gene Ontology annotation, molecular function: long-chain fatty acid-CoA ligase activity; long-chain fatty acid transmembrane transporter activity. Bases 1 to 1827 code for a protein of 608 amino acids. NCBI's taxonomy places the organism in Eukaryota, Fungi, Ascomycota, Eurotiomycetes, Eurotiales, Aspergillaceae. The transcript is spliced from 4 exons.